Scaptodrosophila lebanonensis is the source of this 4960-nucleotide messenger RNA. It is a transcript of the gene side, whose product is annotated as nephrin. Gene Ontology annotation, molecular function: protein binding. Lineage: Eukaryota; Metazoa; Arthropoda; Insecta; Diptera; Drosophilidae. Bases 1918 to 4806 code for a protein of 962 amino acids. The transcript has 17 exons. The record is from RefSeq and is a predicted model, not a curated record.
CUGUCGACUGUCGUCCUCGCCCUCAAUGCUCUUGUUGUUGUUGUUUGUGUCAACUUCUCCAUUGUAAUUUCGCAUAAAAAUAAACAUACGCCGAAUAUCAAAACACAGGGCCCUGCAAAAAAGAAGGCAAAACAAAAAGCUGUGCACAAAAAUCAAAUAAGAAUUGAAAUUUCGGGCCGAAAGCGGAUUAUAAGCAGCAGCAACAACAGCAACAACAACAGCUGUCAAAGUAAGCAAAAGAAAUAAAAACCAAAUUGAACAUUUUCUUUUGGCUCUGCAGACAAAAGGCCAAGUGUGCGAAAAACAGCGAGAAACAACAACUUUUUGUUGUUUGCUGCCUGGUCUGAAAAAUAAAAGUGAAUUGCAGGAAAUAACAUAAAAAAGGCACAGUUCGGUAGAUAGACAUAAAAACGAAUCUUUAACUCCGCAGGCAAAUGAUUCAUAUGGAACUUUAAACGCGUGUCAUGCAAGCUUAUUAACAUUGCGGGUGGGCGCUUGAGAGCAAAAAAAAAAAAAAGAAAAAACAGGAAAAGAAGAAAACAAUCAAAAACGGACGACAAAGACAAUGAAUACCAAAAAGUAAACAGCACAGCUCUAGAGAGCACCCCCUGGAGUAACCGGCGAUAGUGCGUGCUUGUUGGUCAUCAAUUAUUAACAGCAGCACGACAACAACAGAAAUCGUAAUAAAAACAACAACUUCACUUACAACAAAGAGGCAGAUUUUCGCACAUUAAGUGUCCAAGGCAGCCAAAGUGCUGAAAAACGCAUAAAAACAGCAGAACGAGAUAGAGAUACAAUAUAACGGCGCUCUGAUCGCGUUUCGAUGUCAACUUUAUGCGCGUGUUGAUGUGUGUGUGUGUAAUAAAGAAGUGUAUGUGAUCGAAUCAGUCGCGUGCCACAGAUAUUGCCACAAUUUAUCACAAUUGUUCCAUCGUCGUCAUCACCAACAACAACUUUAUAAUCGUCUAGGUCUGGUCAUCCGCUCGAAAGAGUGAAAGUGCACUGAGAAACAAAUUGUUUAUUAAGACCUCGACCGAGUCCACGCUUCGACGACCCAUUGUUUGUGCAUUAGAACAAUAACUACCAGAAGUUUUCCCUCAAUUUAGUGGUUGUUGUUGUUGAAUUUUUUGCUCACUUUUCUUUGUGUGCACUGAUAGAAGGAAAAACAUAAAUUUAACUCAGUGCGCACCAAAACUUUGUGAACUGCAACUGCAUUUGGAUUAGCACGGCGGACUGUGGACCCGAAAACGGACGGAUCCGGAUUGCUUGCUGGGCAAAGGGCUAAAAUUGCUUGACGUAUUAAAUCUGCGCCAAAAAGAAGAGCAAAAAAGGAAAGCCAACAAGACGUGCCACGAGCCGGCCCUUGGAAAAGGCAAUAAAAGUGCAAAUAAACAUGUAAAAGGACAUUAAGUCCUGGAACUCCGCAAAGGGACAUGCGUUCGAUUUCAAAGCAUCAGCAACAACACCAACAGCGGGACGAGAAAAAGGCAAACCAACGAGCAACAUGAAAAAUACAUAUAAAUGCGGACUCAAAUGUGCUUUUUAUGGUUUUGCCAUUGAAGCCAACUAAAGACGCUUCAUUAAGAAGCGGAAACGGAAAUAGCCGACAACAACGCCAGCAACACAAGAAAAGCACCAGCAAUACGGGUAUAUGUGUGAGUGAGUGUGUGUGUUUAUUAUAGCCGCCAUAUCGAAAAAGAAACCAGCUACAAAACCGCUGCGAAACACAGUCGAACACAUGAACUGCACUCAUUGCUCCGAUUUACAUUGUUGUUGUUGUUGCUGCAGCUGUUGUGGUUGUUUUAGCUCUGGGCCUGGUCUUAACGCUUUCACUUCGUUCGUCACUUUCGGUCAAAUUGAAGUUUGUUACAUAAAUGACGAGAACUUUUUGCGUUUGGAACGCAGCACGAAACAAAAAUGGCAGCAAUGCAAUUUUUAAGCACAACCGCAACCAAACAAAUUGCAACUACAACAACAACAACAACAACAGAACCAGCAGCAGUGGAAACAAUUGCGACAACAAUGCGAUCGACUAUAGUAUCAACAAGAACAAAAACAACAACAGCAACAUCAACUACAGGGCGUGCCACCACACACUGGCAACAACAGCACAAUGCUCGUCGAAAAUCAACGACAAGGAGCAGUUGCAUGCAACUCCAUUGGUGGAACAGGCAAGGUGGCAAGGAGACGACAUUAACUGCUAUGGCAAUGCUCCUAUUACUGAGCAUUAUGUGCUGCCUAGAUAUAACCCAAGCGGACGAGGAGUCACAGGACUUUCAAAAGAACAUACCUGCACGUCUCGUCUGGGCCGCUUUGGGGAAAAGUGUGGAUUUACCCUGCGAUUUGACGCCACCUACGCCGCAGGACUCGGUGAAGUUGUUGCUGUGGUUCAAGGACACUACAGGCAUACCAUUAUACAGUCUGGACUCCCGGGGUGGCAAUGUGAAGUUGGCGCCGCACGCCGCCAUAGCUAGCGAUCUGGGCCAAAGAUUGUUCUUCUCCAUUGGCGAUAAUCCCAAGGAUUCGCGUCUGCAGAUAAACGAUGUUAAGCCGGAGGAUGGUGGCGUCUAUCGCUGUAGAAUAGAUUUUUUUAACUCGCCCACACGUAACUUUAGACUUAAUCUAACUUUAGUAGUUCCUCCAGAAGAGCCGCGCAUUUUCGAUGCCCAGGGCAAAGAAAUCUCCCAAAUGGCGGGUCCAUUUCGUGAGGGUUAUGAGCUUUUCCUGUGCUGUCAAGUGAAAGGCGGUCGCCCGCCACCCAAGGUCACCUGGUGGCGCGAUGAGACCGAGCUCAUAGGCACCAGCCACACAUCCGUCGAAGAGGGUGCCACAGUAAUGGUGAAUCAACUGCUCAUUGGAACCACCACGCGGGACUAUUACGGAGCACGCAUCGAGUGCCGGGCCCAGGGUACCAAACUGGUCGAGGCGGUCAGCAAAGAGGUUACCGUGCAGGUGCAUUUAAAACCCGUUCGCGUUAAAAUCGUUACGCCCAACGAACUACUUACUGCCGGGCAUCCUAUGCCGAUUCGCUGCGAGUCCUGGGGCUCAUAUCCGGCUGCCAAAAUUACUUGGCUGCUUGAUGGCGAACCAAUACGCAAUGCCGAGGUCACUGCUCACAGCGACAAGGAGGAUGCGAACAUAACGACCAACAUUCUGACACUGAAGGUAACAUCGGAGAAUGAUAAUGCCGAGCUGACAUGUCGUGCAACGAAUCCUUGGUUCUCUGGUGGCGCCAUUGAGGACAAACGCAUCAUACGUGUCGCAUAUCCACCUAGCGUGUCGGUCCAUUUGGCGAAUGAAGAUCCCAGCCGUGUGGUCACACGCGCCGAGGGUCAAAAUGUCACGUUCAAGUGCCGCGCGGAUGCCCGCCCACCGGUCGCCUCCUAUUCCUGGUUCAAGAACGGCAUGCGAAUGUCGGGAGAGAGCUCGGAAAUCAUGCACUUGACGCAGCUGGAGCGUGAGAGUGCAGGAGCGUACGCGUGCGGAGCGACGAACACGGAGGGGGAGACACGCAGCUCGAGUUUGACGCUAAAAGUGCAAUUCUCGCCGCGCUGUAAGCCAGGUACUGAGCAAACAUCCAUCGGCGCCAUCAACAUGCACUCAAUACAGGUCAAAUGCGAAGUGGACGCUGAUCCGCCGGACUCGGUCAAAUUCAGCUGGACGUACAACAACACAAGAAAUGUGUCACCGGUGCUCAACUCGAGAAUACAAUCCAAUGGACUGGCAAGCACGGUGACGUAUCUCCCGCAAACGGAUUCCGAGUUAAUAACGCUCGCUUGCUGGGCAAGCAAUGCGGUGGGCAGACAGACGGUGCCCUGCCUCGUUCACAUACUGCCAGCGAAUGCGCCGGAGGCUCCUAAGGCCUGCGAACUACGGAACGAUACGGUCCUUGAAGUGGUCUGCGUGGCGGGCAGCGAUGGUGGACUCUCACAAUACUUUCUGCUCGAGGUGGUGGGCGGAGAUUUGCUUUAUGCCAGCGAGUCGGGUCGACAGUUUGGGGAAGCAGCCGGCCUAGGCGACAAUGAGAUAUCUACGCUGAACGAUCAGGCGACAUCUGCACCCAUCUUUCGCAUGCAGGAGAACAGUCCACAAUUUCGUUUGAAUAAUUUAGAGCCCGGACGUGAAUAUCAAUUUUUAGUUUACGCCGUCAACGCAAAGGGACGCAGCGAGCCGCCGGUGGUGAUUGAGCGUGUGCGCGUGGCUGCGCAACUGGGACCAUAUGAUGAAUCGAUUCUGUCGGAGGAUCCAACGCCAGCGGAAACAACGCAUCAUGUGGGCGGCAGCAGCGGAAGCGGCACCAGCGGAGCUGGGACCGGCGCCAGCACCGGCAGUGGACCCGAGAAGCAAUCGACGCUACUAAUACUCGCCGCUGUGGUGGCGAUAGGUGCCGUCAUUGUGACGUCAAUUAUCGUAGCUGGCAUUGUGGUAGUCUGCAGGCAUCGGCCGCGACCACCUGAGCCGCAGGAAGUCCGCAAGAGCAUGCGGCCCGCGCGCAACGAUGUGCCCUCCAUGUACAUUGAGGAGGAGGAACUGAAUGAACUGGAGGAGGGCGGUGGGCGGGCAGCUGAGAUACGAGCCCGUGUUACGCCGGCCACCUCGCACCUUUGCGGUGGGGGAACAGGUGGCGUUGGAUCCAGCGGUGGUGCCAUCUUGGGUGUGGGCGCCGGCGUGGGACCGCAUCAUUAUAUCUCGGAGAGUUUCAUACAGUAUGCGCAGCCCAGUCUAAACGUGUAUAUUGCAGACCCGGAUCUGAUAUUGCCGCGCGGCGAAUUGGAAUUUACGACCCUGGAUCCAGCGCUGAAGUAAUUGUAAAAAGUAAUAUGUAAUACAUAGCAUAAUAUACAAUACAUAACACACAAUGGUGCAGCGUCCGGAAAGCUGGCGCCGAGUUAUAACUCACAGGCAUUUCAUUUUACAUAGCUGUAAAUUUUUUAGCAUAAUUUUAAAUGUUUAUUUAAAA